This is a messenger RNA of Fulvia fulva, 807 nucleotides long. RefSeq lists its product as uncharacterized. Lineage: Eukaryota; Fungi; Ascomycota; Dothideomycetes; Mycosphaerellales; Mycosphaerellaceae. The transcript is spliced from 3 exons. The record is from RefSeq and is a predicted model, not a curated record. The coding region runs from base 1 to 807 and encodes 268 amino acids.
AUGAAGACUACCACACUCUUCGCCCUCGUGGCCGCUGCCGCGAUGGGUUACGCCGCUGAGGCCGGUGAAGAAGGCGGCGUAGCCGCACCUUCUUACAAUCAGGGCUCAGACCCACACCCCCACCCACACGAGUACUCAGGUCCUCCGGUCUACGUCGCCCCACCUUCCUAUGAAGGCGGGAGUGGCGAAAACGGCGGCAGUGGCGGAAACGGCGGCAGUGGCGGAAGCAGCAGCAGCAGCAGCGACAGUGACGGAGGCCGAGGACAUGGCGGCCGAGGACACGGCGGCGGCAACGGUGGCCGAGGCGGCGGCGGCGGCAACGGUGGCUGGGGCGGUCACCGCGCCGGACGAUACGGUGGCAAGAAGUGGGGAUCUGGCGGUGGUGGUGGCGGUAGCAGGUACGGCAGCUGCCCCUCUUGCCUACCACCGCCCCCAGGCUACGCCGUCCCACCACCACACUACCCAGGCUACCCCGUCGACCCAAGCCAGUUCCCACCUGGCCCAUUCAGGAAGCACUUCAAGAAGAUCGGCGACAAUUGCAACAGCGUCUCGCAAAACGGCAACGGUCCUCACGCAGCAGGAUGCUGUAACAAGUCAGGCACUUCUGAUGGAGGUGACACCAACGGUGGAGGUGGUCUCCUCGGUGGUCUGCUCAACGGCAUUCUCGGUGACGGCCCAACAUGCACUCUCGACCUUCUCAGCAGCCUCUGCUCAUCCGGUUCCGUCGCCUGCUGCCCUGUCACAGACAGCGGGAACGGCCACGCCCUCCUCAACGUCCAGGGCGUCUGCGCACCAGUCACCCUCUAA